AUGCCGCGCAAGACUCGAACCCCAGAGUCCCUUGCUCUCAACCGUGAGAACCAGCGCCGCUCGCGCGCUCGGCAGCGCGAGCUGGUCGAUGAACUCCAGACUCGCGUGCGUGAGUACGAACGUCGCGAUGGCCAGGCUACGCUGGAGAUGCAGCGCGUUGCCAGGGCUGUUGCUGGCGAAAACGCGGCCUUGAGGGGCCUCCUGGCUGCGAAGGGUGUGCUUGCUGAAGAGGUCGAAGCUCAUGUUGAGGCUGUGAAGCGGGAGGAGAGGGUGGUUGUGAGAACAGGAGUGUCGUCUGUCACGCCCGCUUCUACACCGUCUUGCACUGCAUCGCCUGUUGAGGUCGUUUCGAAGCCGAUGCUGUACUCUCAACCUCAACCUCAGGCGUAUGGUCCUGUCCGGGAGAACAGCAACCCUCCCCUUUCUUUCCAGCCCAAGAUAUACUCGCCACCAACGCCUGCUACUACCGCCACGUCAUGCACAGAAGAAUCAGGCUGCUGUCCUAGACCACAACCUCAGUCACAACCUCAGUCGCAGCUUCAGCCACAGCCACACUCACAGUCGCAACAACUGGAACCACAGGGGUCAAGAUCUCCAGACAAAAUUCACUGCAUGGAAGCUGCUACGAUUCUUGCUCAAAUACGGGGCCAUUCGGAUGUUUCCAACGCUAGGGCGUCCCUUGGAUGUGCUACUAAUGACAAUUGUAUGGUCCGAAAUACAGAUUUGCUCAACUUGAUGGAUGAAAUGACCUGA
Messenger RNA from Fusarium sp. VM40, 753 nucleotides. Lineage: Eukaryota; Fungi; Ascomycota; Sordariomycetes; Hypocreales; Nectriaceae. The record is from the annotation of a GenBank genome assembly.